This is a messenger RNA of Daldinia loculata, 850 nucleotides long. Its product is annotated as DNA-directed RNA polymerases I. Gene Ontology annotation, cellular component: RNA polymerase I complex; RNA polymerase III complex; RNA polymerase II, core complex. NCBI's taxonomy places the organism in Eukaryota, Fungi, Ascomycota, Sordariomycetes, Xylariales, Hypoxylaceae. Gene Ontology annotation, biological process: DNA-templated transcription. Bases 274 to 723 code for a protein of 149 amino acids. The transcript is spliced from 2 exons. Gene Ontology annotation, molecular function: DNA-directed RNA polymerase activity. The record is from RefSeq and is a predicted model, not a curated record.
AGCAGAGCCGCAAAAGUCCCCUGUAAAUACAAGGCUUCACCGCUUUCAGUGGACACCCCGCAUCAACGGCGGAAUUCCGCUUAGAGCUUCCAUUGGGAAAAAGAAAAAAAGCAGCCGCGCCAAAAACUCGAUACUUCCGCAUUAUCUUAAUAUUCAACACGACACAGCAUUCUUCCCAUCUCCCAACCCGACACGCCGCCACAUUCAUUCCACAAAUCCAUCUAGAAGUCAAUUGUCCACCCUAAAGCAAACCAAAACAAAACCUCCCUCAAAAUGUCGAACCUCGCAGCAGGCGACGCGCAGCUCUUCGAAGACACCUUCACGGUAACGACCUACGACCAAUCCAAAUAUGACCGCGUGGCGCGUAUCGGCGGCACGUCCACCGACAACCUGACGACGAUGCAGCUCGACAUCAACAUCGAGUUGUUUCCCCUUCGCGUCGGCAGCAACAUCGAGGUUGUAUUGGCUACUAGCCUGUCGCUCGAUGGUACUAAAGACGAGGAGGAAGAGAAAGGAUGGCGUCACGUUCGCAACGAGUCUUCCCUUGCGGACAUGUACGACUACGUGUGCCAUGGCAAGAUCUACAAGUUUGAGGAUGGUGUUGAUGGUCAGACUAUUCGCGCGUACAUCUCGUUUGGCGGGUUAUUAAUGAUGCUAGAGGGACCCUAUAAGAAGUUAACGCCGUUGCGUGUCGACAACACCUACCUUCUAGUUAAGAAAUGAUCUACUAUUACACAGCACUCUUUACUCGCCCAUUGGCGAGACCACGGCUGAUUCACGAGUUAAUGGGAGUUAUAAUCCAAAGGCCAAAGUGUAGAGAGGAUGGUUAUUGCAUAUUGCAGCUACGCUU